This is a messenger RNA of Ilex paraguariensis (yerba mate), 1143 nucleotides long. NCBI's taxonomy places the organism in Eukaryota, Viridiplantae, Streptophyta, Magnoliopsida, Aquifoliales, Aquifoliaceae. The record is from the annotation of a GenBank genome assembly.
GAGAUGAUGGCCUUCGAACAAAACUUCCAAGAAUCAUUGCUGCAGUUUGAAUCUGUAGAAGAUCUUUCUCUUAAGAAAUCAGAUUCUGCUCAAACAACAGCAUCUGACAACAUGAAUGGAUGUUUUGAUUGCAACAUUUGUUUAGACUCAGCACAUGACCCUGUGGUCACCCUCUGUGGUCACCUUUACUGCUGGCCUUGCAUGUACAAAUGGCUACAUGUCCAAAGCUCCUCCCCUGAAUCUGAAGAGCAGCCAAAUUGCCCUGUCUGUAAAGCUAACAUCUCCCCCUCCUCAUUGGUCCCCCUGUAUGGGCGGGGUACAUCCUCAUCUGAAUCUGAAGCCAAAAGGCCCCAACUGGAUCUGGUCAUCCCCCGUAGACCGCCAGCUGUUGGGGUGAACACAUCGCUAACUGCUGCAACAUCAAUGGCUCCCCAUCCAAUUCAACAACUUCCCAAUCCUUUUCGGCCACAGCCGCAGGCAUUUUAUCAGCAGCAAUACUUCCCUCACCCUUUUGGCAAUUAUGCUCCUAUGUCAUCAUCUAACUUUGGGAGCACUGCGAUGACUAGUUUAUUCAGUCCAACCGUUGGGAUGGUUGGAGAGAUGGUCUUUGCAAGGAUGUUUGGGAGCUCAGACACCAGUUUAUUUGCUCAUCCUCACUUGAAUUCUUACCCUCUCAUCAGAAGUGGCAGCCCUAGGCUGAGAAGGCAGGAAAUGCAGGUGGACAAGUCUCUUAACAGACUAUCCAUCUUUUUUCUCUGUUGCUUUGUUUUGUGCCUUCUCUUGUUUUGAGAGUUUCGUACCUCCUCGAAUAAUUGUGCACAUCUACAAUGCUGAAUUUAUUCAGCAAGAGAGAGAUCAUAGAUCAGAUAAAUGCACAGCUUUUUAGAGGGUUUGCAGAGAAACUCUCUUUGAGAUAAUUUUUUUCUCCUGUACAUUCACCUUGAACAAAUGUGGCAUUGGUCCUCUUUCAUUUGCUGUUUUGGUGAGCGAACCAUUACCCGGUAAUAUAUGGCCUGUGAAGUCAAGCUCAAUGUACUAGAACGAGGCUGUUCUUAUAGCCAUGAUUUAAAGGUAAUUCAUUUAGUUUGGUGGUAUUUUAUAUUGGAUUAUAUUUUCUAUUUGUUUAUGCACUUUCUGCACUGC